AAUGUCAACAUGCAACUCCUUUGCAUUACUUUCGAUAAAUAAAAUGUCAAGAGACUGUGAAAAGUGAAUCAAAGAAAGAAGAACUUUUGGUUUGUGUGAUUAUAAAUAAAUAAAAGGGCAGUUAAAAUAAAUAAAAUAGAGAAAAUGAGCAAACAUAUGUACACAACAGCAAAUCUCACAGAUGCUGAACUGAAGGAGCAGGGAAAUAGGCUUUUUAGUGCACGAAAAUUUGAAGAAGCAAUUCAAUGCUACACAAAAGCUAUAAUUAAAAAUCCUAAUGUAGCCAUUUACUUUACAAAUCGAGCACUGUGCCACCUCAAGUUGAAACGAUGGGAUCAGUCGUGUAGUGAUUGCCGCAGAGCAUUGGAAAUUGAGCAGAAUCAGGUGAAGGCACAUUUCUUCCUUGGCCAGAGUCUCCUCGAGCUGGAGCUAUACGAUGAGGCAAUUAAGCACCUACAGCGAGCUAAUGAUUUAGCACGUGAUCAGAGGCGCAAUUUUGGUGAUGAUAUUGCUUCACAAUUGCGUCUGGCACGCAAAAAGCGAUGGAAUAUUCAGGAAGAGAAGCGUAUUUGCCAGGAGAUUGAGUUGCAAACGUACCUGAAUCGCCUGAUCCAGCAAGAUAUGGAGAAUCGAAUAGCUAAGCUGAAGUUGGAUGACAAUGCAAAUGAAGACUUUGUGAAGGAGAAGACAGCCGAAAUUGAGCGCGAAUGUGAGAAUCAUGUGACGGAGUUGAACAACCUGUUUGCCAAAGUAGACGACAGGCGCCGAAAAAGGGAAGUUCCGGACUAUCUAUGUGGAAAAAUCAGCUUUGAAAUCCUCCAGGAGCCCGUAAUUACCCCCUCAGGUAUAACAUAUGAGCGAAAAGAUAUUGAGGAGCAUCUUCAGCGUGUUGGACAUUUCGAUCCCGUAACAAGGGUCAAACUCACACAAGAUCAGCUUAUUCCCAAUUUCUCCAUGAAGGAAGUUGUCGAUGGGUUCAUAGCAGAGAACGAGUGGUCGUUGGAUUACUAGAAAGAAGAAGAAAGGAAAUGUAAGAAAUUUAAAAGUUCCAUGAGGCAAUCCAACGAAAUUGACUGAACAGUGUGGAUAAGGACACUUUGUGAGCACAACUUUGUAUAUGAGAGUUCAUUUCCUUUCUCAUUUUGUCCACAUCUUUUAUCCCUUCUCUUUCGAAUUCCCAUGUUAACCUUGCGGACGCCAGUGUGAUGUUUCAAAACCCUUCUGUAGCGCAAUUUAUAUUAAAAAAAAAAAAGAAAUCAUAAUUUCUUCUUUCUGUUGAGUUGAAUAUCCUUAAAAAAAACAAAUUACAAGUUAUCUGUAUAUCUUACUCUUGUUAAAAAUUUCCAGCGGGGUAUUGUGUAAAGAAAUAAAUAAGUUUUAAAAAAUAAUUAAAACAUAAUUAUUAUGCAUUUUAGUGAUGAAUAAAACUGCUCAAGAAAAUGCAA
Lutzomyia longipalpis is the source of this 1445-nucleotide messenger RNA. RefSeq names its product E3 ubiquitin-protein ligase CHIP (gene STUB1). NCBI's taxonomy places the organism in Eukaryota, Metazoa, Arthropoda, Insecta, Diptera, Psychodidae. Gene Ontology annotation, biological process: proteasome-mediated ubiquitin-dependent protein catabolic process; protein quality control for misfolded or incompletely synthesized proteins; positive regulation of proteolysis. The transcript is spliced from 2 exons. Gene Ontology annotation, cellular component: Z disc; cytoplasm. Gene Ontology annotation, molecular function: protein-folding chaperone binding; ubiquitin protein ligase activity. The record is from RefSeq and is a predicted model, not a curated record. The coding region runs from base 145 to 1011 and encodes 288 amino acids.